Aedes albopictus (Asian tiger mosquito) is the source of this 3787-nucleotide messenger RNA. RefSeq lists its product as uncharacterized. Gene Ontology annotation, molecular function: nucleic acid binding; zinc ion binding. The record is from RefSeq and is a predicted model, not a curated record. Lineage: Eukaryota; Metazoa; Arthropoda; Insecta; Diptera; Culicidae. Bases 1758 to 3782 code for a protein of 674 amino acids. The transcript is spliced from 3 exons.
AGAUAAGGUAGGAGAUAGGCUGUAAGGAAGUGGGGGAAAAUAAAGGUACCUGUGUGUACAAGUCGAAAUAAAGUGGGAAAGUGUGUUUGCAAUUCGGUACUCAAGUGUUUUCUUGGUCGUGACUGGUAACGCGCAUAUGCCGACCCUGACGCAGUGAAGAAGGGGGUCUCAUAGAUGUCGAAUAGGGGAAGGCCCCAUUAGUUACAAAGUCACCUGCAUCGAUAGGUCCCCAUAUCAUGCUAGUGAUUCUACUGUAGUUUGCUAAGAUGAGUGCGGAAACGGAUUGUUCCGGUGUUACGUUUUAGUAUAUUCUGUUGUAAAUUGGCAUAAUUACAUUCAUAAUCAGUUAAACUAGCCACACUCGGAGGAAAAGCAAACCCUCAAAUAAUGCCCACUCGAACUUACAUGCCAACCGCCAAUUUAAAUUGCACCCCGUUAGACCGACAAACGCUUAUGCCGACAAGCCCGACGCUGCUGUCAAUCAAGCAAAGCGGCGCGACGAACGCCGCCAACACACAUACUGCUGCAUCGGGUUCAGAAAACACAAAACUUCUGAUCUGCCGCCACGUCACCGCAAAGCAUCACUACACAAAAGUUGUUCGAUAGUGUCGGGUGUGCUCAUCGUGUGUGGAUCGUUUAGCAUCCACGAACAAAUAGAGAAGGUGAAAAUCAAAGACGGUUAAGUUGGGAGGUCGAGCAGAACCACACGGGAAUGGUUGCCGUGUCCCAUACGGCACGGUGAAGCACGGACGACACGCCUGGCAUCGAACAAUCGACAAAAGCACACUCUGGAUCGCCACGUGUCUGGAAAGAAACGAAGCUCUCGAUCGAUCCGAAGCAGCAGGCCAAACGGUGCGGACAGCACGAGAAAAAUCAAAAACCCCUCUGGGGUUUUUAUGUCGCACUGGAUUGCGUCACACCAUCGCUUUUCGGAGGCGGUAAUCACCGGCCAAGGUGCACGCAAGGCCAGGCAGCUUCGAUCGGACCAGCAGACCGGAAUCAGUUCCCUCGGACGGAUCAGCGGAAGCAGGAGCUACAGUUCGGAGAAAGAGCACUCUCGGCUGGCAUCACCCGAGAAAGGAUCGCCGACAGGCGGCUUCGGAAGAGGCCUACGAACACAGGGCAUCGCUGUUGAAGUGAGGUUAUGCUCCGGAUGUAACAUCACGGGAAGAAGGCCGUCGGUUCAGAACUGCGAGUGCGAAAGGCGUCGGAAAGAGGCACGUUCCGAAGAGUUCCGGAUUCGAGCGAAGCGUCGAGAGGAACAAACACGGUGCUGGGCAGAUAUCACGGGUGACGUGGCGCAGUGAGGAGAAGCACGUUUGCCGAAUGUGCUCGGCUGGCGACGGCGGGCAGGAAGAACCAAAGUGUGGAAUGUUACUUUGGUACCGUGAGUACCCGCUAGAUUUAAGUAAAAUGAGAGGAUAAAGGUAGCGUCAGGUCGUUAGGAGAUAGUGCAGCAGGAGAGCAGGAUGAUUUCUGCAAAAUAUAUGUGUGGAAAAAUGUGAUUAUGCCUUUUGAUUAGUUGGUGCGAUAGCCCUCCAGUGUCUGUGCUCUUUUGGCUCUUUGUUUAGUCGCUCUACCGAGCCGGGAAUAUCACAACAUUGGCGCCCAACAAAACGAACCAUUUUAGUUUGUGGUUUGUAGAUUUUAGAAUUUGUGUUCUGUUUGUAGCACAAUUCUGUUAUUUUGUAGCACAUUUGUAGAACCUACCACUUUUUUAGUUUUUGUCUAGUUGACUAAUUAAGACCUUUUGGAUCAUGGAUCCAGCAAGCCUAUCAGAAGAAGAGAUCAGUUACGAACUGGCCUUGCGCCACGUGAACAAUCUCGGAGCACUUCCUCGCAGGGCAAGAGCAGUUCGCUUGCGUGCUCUUAUGCAGGAAGAUGAAAUAAAAGGAAUACUUUACGACAAUUCCUCCCAUGUUAUGGAUGUGGGGGACAAUAUCAGUCAAUGUCAAACUCGCGUGCGCGAAUUAAUACCCGAAGUGGAAGCAGCAUUGAAGCGCGGUGAUCUCCCAGCAGUUCGUUUACUACGGUCACGGUUAGUGCACUAUCGGGACAGACUAUCCAUCGUGGAUCCACCGGUAGCUUUCCUCGACACACACGCAGCCGUGGCGCUUUUAGUGCAGUUUUCCCUGGAAGAUGUGGACGAUGCGCUAGGAAGAACGAAGAAAAGUGCCAGACCAGUGAACAGUGACUGUGCCAACAGAAGCAGUACCGGUGCAGUUCCAAAAGGAACCACACAAUCUUCGACCGUGACUGAAGGAGACUUCCUAGGAUUCGACGAGAAUGGAAAUCCAGUCAACCAUUCGGGUACAUCGAAUCAAGCGUCCAUCAUCCACGCUGAUCGACAACAGCGACAUACAGCAUCUCCAGUGACCGAUCCGACAGCAGCUAGACCUCAACGCGACAGCUCAACACUCCACGACAACGAGAGAGGCGCUGCAUCGUUAGAAGCCAUGCGUACCACGCGAGGAAGAGGUUGGAGCGCGGUUGGUCAGCGAGUCGUCCCGAACAACAGGUUUGAAGCGCAGAAAAACUCCAGCUGGCGAGAACCAACAAUGGGCAGCACCAUUCCACCACCGCCAUAUGAACCGAUAAGAACCGAAGCGGGCGAAGCUGAUGCGAGAGGUGACUACAACCAACUGCGGGCCGAUCUACUGCGACAGCUGAACUACAGGCCGCAAGAACACGUUCCAAGACCGCUGUUAGAAGAAAGAAGAACGUUGAAGGCCAUCCAUAACUGGCCGUUCAGAUAUAAAGGCGAGAAGGAUGGGUCGUCGCUGAACACCUUUCUGCAACGUGUGGAAAUUUUCGCUGCAUCGGAAGGAUUAACGGAGGAUGUGCUGCUAAGGAACGUCAAACAUCUGCUUCUGGACGACGCGCUCAACUGGUACAGCAGUGUUUACGUGUCGGGAGAGUUGGUAUCCUGGGACGAUUUCAAGCGGCUGAUCAGGCAAGAAUUCUUGCCGGCGAGCUACGCCUACAUUCUGCGGGCCGAAGCAUACCACCGCUUGCAGGGCGAAGAAGAGCCGUUCUCCAAAUUCUACCAGGAUAUAUCCACUCUCUUCCAAUACGUGGAUCCGCCGGUGACAGAUCAAGAGAAACUGUUCAUCAUCAAGAAGAACAUGAACUCAACGUACGCUCCGAUUGCUGCAUCACACCAUUCCAUACGUCUGCUGGUGAAGGCGUGCAAGGAACUAGACGAACUCCGGAAACUACAGCAUCAUCAGCGACGGAUCUCGCUACCGUACGGGGCACUGAUUGAACCAGCGCUGGCUACACCGAACUCUUCGCUACGCUCAUCGAAGCCGCAACAGCCGCUCCAAAGGUUUGGAAAGGUCCACGCUUUGGAAACGGAAAGCUUUCACAGCUAUGGAGAGAGCAGUUCGCAAACAGCCUACGGUGCAGAAGCAGAACAAGUGUCGCAGGACGAAGAAAAGUUGGAUCAGCGGAUGGAAGUCCUGUUACAACAGGUGAAUGCGUUGAAGCUGAGAUUCGACCGUCGAGAAGCAGUAGGAAGACAGUCGCCCAACCAACAGUUCCCACAAAUGCCAGCGAACAAUCCUAACAACCAUCGCCAAGUUCCUGAAGCAAACAACGCUCGCGAUCCACCGGCGGCGAUGAUUUGCUGGAACUGUGACGAAGGGGGACACCGGUUCAUGGACUGCGCCAAACCCCAGGCAGUACUGUUCUGCUAUCGCUGUGGACAAAAGGGAUUCUCGUUGCGAAGUUGCCCGACCUGUCUUCAACGCUCGGGAAACGCGCAAGCGGGGAGCCAGUAACAGAG